Bactrocera latifrons is the source of this 1083-nucleotide messenger RNA. RefSeq lists its product as uncharacterized. The coding region runs from base 113 to 673 and encodes 186 amino acids. The record is from RefSeq and is a predicted model, not a curated record. The transcript is spliced from 3 exons. Lineage: Eukaryota; Metazoa; Arthropoda; Insecta; Diptera; Tephritidae.
UCUCCUUCUCUACCUAUAUACCGGUGAGGUGGGUGGAAAGCAGACUUUGGAGAAGAGGCCAGCGAGCUUCUUCACGGAUAGUGGGAAGAUCUUUCCAUUCCUUUUUAUACUUAUGGAUAAAAAAUUGCAAAAAAACUAUGGAGAUAUAUUUUCAUACAUUAAUGAAAAUGUAUUUGAAUUAAGCGCCAAAAGUUUUCUAACUGAUUUCGAAGUCAUUCUUCAAAUGGCAAUAAGAAAUAAACUCACCGUUGGUAAAAUCUAUGGUUGUUGGUUUCAUUAUUGCCAAGCAAUAAGGAGAAAUAUUUCAUAUAAGUGGAAACAAUUGGCUUCUUCAAUAAGAAACAAUCAAAAUGCCUCUACGAUAUACCACAAAAUCCUUGCUCUACCUCUGUUACCAGCUACACAAAUAAGUGCGGCUUUUGGGAACAUAAAAGAAGAAUUGGUGAAUACAAAUAUGCAAGAAUUAUUUACACCAUUCAUUACUUAUUAUGAAAAGCAAUGGUUGCGAAAGGUGACACCCGAAGUAUUUUCGGUUUUCUUAAAAAGAACACAGACUACAUCAGCUGUCGAUUCCUAUAAAGGCGUUAUUGGCCGCAUGAUUCAAAAAAAUGGAAAUUUGUUAAAGCUCUUAUUGAUGAAGAUAGAGAAAUGGAAAUUUUUUCAAAUUUAUUAAAGCUCUUAUUGAUGAAGAGUUUAAUAAGAGUAGAGAUUUUGAUCUUCUUAUAUGCAGUGGUGGAUCCCAUGGUACUACAAAGAAAAAAGAAGACCGUGUAUGAGCAAAAAUCAAGUCAGAUUGAAGAAGCCAGUCAUGAACUCUUGCAGGGAAAAAUUACGCCCAAAGAAUUUUUGCAAGGAAUGGUUUUCAAAAAAGUAAAGUUUGUGUUGGUGUAGAACCAGAUGAGGACAUAUUUUGAAGGGUCUUCCUUAUGACAGUAAUAAAGAGGAUGAUAAUGAUAGCGCGGAUAAAAAUGAUGAUGGCGACGAGACUGUUGUUGCAAACAUAGCAAGCAAUUAUUUUGGCGAAAGUAAAGGCACGAUGUGCAUAGUGUGUUUGGUUKCAAAGCCAAAUAUAUUAUAUUUGCC